Blepharisma stoltei is the source of this 1820-nucleotide messenger RNA. NCBI's taxonomy places the organism in Eukaryota, Ciliophora, Heterotrichea, Heterotrichida, Blepharismidae. The record is from the annotation of a GenBank genome assembly.
AUGGCGAAAGGACUAAAAGAUAGGUUCUUAGAAGAUCUGAGCUCCAUUCUUUCACAAAAUCCUAUAGACAAAAGUGAGCUUUCCUACAAGUUACAAGAAAUAGCAAGGGAAAAAUUUGUAAUAAGUAUCAAAACUACUGCAAAAGUUCAGCCAAGAUAUUGUGACGGCAAUCCUUGCAGCUAUUAUUAUAACCAGCCCCUGGAUCUAAGCUAUUUGUAUAAGCCUCAAAAUUGCCAAGUUCAUCGAUAUUGCAGUUACUGCCUUCGAGAUCAUAUCCUCAUGUCAUUGCAAAAAAAUCCUAACACCAGAGUCUUGUGCAAAAAAUGCGAAUUCCAAAGUAAUUUCAAUGUCCUUGAAGAAAACGAGCUUUAUUUCUUUAUUACUCCAGAAGAAAAAAAAGAAAUCGAAGCAAAUUAUGAAGAUAAUCAAAGAAGAAGACAAUGCUACUCAGGGUUUCCAGAAUGCUCAUAUAAAGGAAGCACAGAAUACAUAGAUUACAUGGUUAAAUAUGAAUGUGAUGAUUAUUUGUGCUAUUUCUGCUAUGCAUUUCAUGUUGCCAGUAAAAUUCUGGAAAAAAUUAACGAAAUCACUCAAAAUACAAAUGACAGGUUUGUGAUACGGCCUUGAAAAAUAGGAUGCCCUCAUAAUCAUCCUAGAAGUAUAAAUAAUUUUGACAUCGACCACGCACUUGAUGCAAUAAGAAAGGCUGGAUUCGAAGAAGAAAUAAUUGAUAAAAUUGAAACAAACGUAAACCAAUUCAAAUCUGUUUUUGAAGGCCGCCAAGAAGCUUUCAUUAAGUGUGCAAACUGCAGCAAACUUCAAGUUUAUAAUUCAGCUAACCCAAGCCCUUGUAAAUUCACAGAAUGUGGAAAAUGUUUAUUCCAGAAGCAUGAUGCCCACCCUGGCAGUUCUUGUGAUGAUUUACUGCAAGACACUUGGACUCUAUCAACAAACGCAAUUCCAAAUCCAUCUCCUGAUGAUUAUAGCGAAUCAGCAAAAAAAUUUAAGCAUACAGCCUUUAUUCUUACUCCCCCCCCCCUCCGUGAGCGAACAAAAAAAUUUUGUUCGCUCACGGAGGGGGGUUAAUUUUUUUUUUAAAAAAAAUUUAUAUAUAAAUUUUAUAAAAAAUAUUUUUUUCGAAAUUUAAAAAAAUCCUAAUUUGCAAAAAAUUGGAAGCAAAUAUUAAUUUAACUUGCAAAAUUUAUGUUUUUAAAACGCAAUUUGUUUAAAAUUAAACAGAAUUAGCUCUAGAUUUCAUUAUACUAAUUAUCACUUAUAUAUCAAAAUUUUUUUCCAUUAAAUUUUUUCUAUUAAAAAAAUUUUUGUUCACUCACGGAGGGUGGGUUUUUGGUCAAAAAAAUGGCGAUUUUUCUAAUGGUUUUGUUCGCUCACGGAGGGGGGGGAGGGGAGUUAGUGGUCUAUCUAAAGCAAUUCGGCUAAAACUAACCAAUCUGUAUGAAGCUGAAAAUAAAUUUUGUGAAAAAAAUUUUUUAAAUCUGCAAAUGAGUAUCGAAGCCAAUUUUUUAUCUGUGAUUACUCCUUUUAUGACAAAGCAGGAAGCUGAAAAUCAAAUUAAGAAUGGCUUAGUUAAAGACCAAGCAACGCAGUGCUAUAUAUUUUUAAAAGAAAUUAAUGCAAAUCCUCCAGCUGGACAAAAUUGCUUUAUUGAGUGUGAGAUAAUUGGUGAAGGCCAAUUGGAAAAUAAAGUUCCAGCUCAAAGCGAUCUAAAAGCUCCUUUCCCAAAAAUAUUUUGGUUUGGUGAUAAAUACUAUGUUUCUGACUUGAAAGGAAUCUUAAUAAAAAACAUUGGACAAAUUUAA